AUGGCUUCAGGGAGCCCAGAGAACAACGGUCAGCCCACUGGCGAACACGAGCUCGAAGAGAUGGGAGACAAGAAGGCGAAUGUGCCGCUUGAGGAGGAUAUCAUGCAGCUGGCACGGUUGGGGGAGAUAUCGGCGAUACAGAAGCUAUUUGAUAGCGGCAAGUACGAUGCAACGUACAAGGACGAACAGGGCAUUACGCCGCUUCAUUGGGCUGCAAUCAACAAUCAUUACGCCUUAUGCCAUUUCCUAACACAAAGCGGCGCGAACAUCAACGCAAAAGGCGGAGACGCUGUUGCGACGCCGGUGCUGUGGGCUGCGAAGCGGUGCCACUACUACAUCGUCAACCUCCUCCUCGAGCACGGUGCAGACCCGCUGCUUACCGACGAUCAAGGCUUCAAUCUCCUGCACUCCGCUACCCUCGAUGGCAACGUCUACCAACUCGUCCUCCUGCUACACCAAGAUAUCCCGGUCGAUAUACCAGAUGCGCAAGCGCAUACGGCGCUCAUGUGGGCGGCAUACAAAGGAUACCCUUCGUGUGUGGACCUUUUCCUGCGAUGGGGCGCAAAUGUCUAUGCGACAGACGACCAGGGCUUCACAGCUCUGCAUUGGGCGCUGGUCAAAGGCUCACAAGGCUCCAUCCAGAAGCUCCUCGAGUAUGGCGCAGACCGAUUCGCGAAAAACAAUGACGGGAAGACGCCAGCCGUCACCGCUGAGGAGAUGAACACAGUCCGACAAUGGCAUGCAGCCCUAUCGCAAGCAGGCUACAACAAGGACGGGACUUCCAAGGAGUUCCCGAUACCCAGGAUCAAAGACACACGAUGGUUCAUUUCUAGAUUUAUGUUCUUCUGGCCUUUUCUAAUCAUUCCGAUUGCAUUGUAUUUGAUCAGCCAAUACCCGGUCUAUGUUGGGCUUCCAUUGGCGUUUGGCAUCGCAUACGGCAUGCAGUGGGCAGCGCAGAAACUUCUGAGUUGGGCUCCUGCCAACAUGCGGAACAUACAACAUACCCCCUUCUUAGCCGGUAUUUUCGCCGGUACGUUGUUCUGGGUCGGUGCACGUUGGGUAACGACCGUUUUGCCUUGGACGUUCCGAACAAAUUUCUUCCUUAAUGUGUUAUUCGCAGCAUUUUACGCAUCGACAACAUAUUUCUACUUCUUCACCAUGUCUUCAGACCCCGGUUUUGUGCCAAAGUCAGCGAGCAGGAGCGCGUCUAAGGCAGUCAUUGAUGAGCUUAUGGAACUACGGAGAUUCGACGAAAAUCAUUUCUGUGUCAACUGUAUGGUGCGGAAGCCACUUCGGAGCAAGCAUUGCAAGCGAUGCGAACGUUGUGUGGCAAAGACGGACCACCAUUGUCCGUGGGUCAACAACUGCGUUGCGAACAACAAUCACCGUCAUUUCGUGUUCUACGUGCUUUCUAUGGAACUAGGCGUGCUUGCCUGGAUCCGCUUGGUCCUUGCUUAUCUGGAAAAUGAACGCCUCGAAUCACCAAAAGACGUCACCUGCAAUGUCCUGUCCGACGACCUCUGCAGAAUACUUCACAAAGAUCCCUUCACCAUCGUCCUGAGCAUAUGGGCCGCAUUUCAGCUAACCUGGGUGACAAUGCUCCUCUGCGUCCAACUCCUCCAAGUUGCCCGCAACCUCACCACCUACGAAAGCAUGCGCGGUCAUCUCCACAGCAACACCGCCGCCGACGCACUGAACUCUUUUGUCACCACCGGUGACACCUCGCAAGACGUCGCAGGCGGCAACGCGCCUGCUCCCGGCUUCGGCUCCGGCCAGGACACAGACGAUGCACCGCGACCCCGCCACCAACCACACUCCAUCUGGGACCAAUGGAAGCGUCUUUUGGGAAUCGACUCUUUCUGGGCCACGGCGCUACAGGGUUCGCAGGCGGAUCAGCGCAGGCGUGUGGGAGGGAAUCCCUGGUCAAGAGGUAUUAUCACGAAUUGUAAGGACUUUUGGUGCGAUGGCGCCCCGGUAUUUAAGAAGAAGGAAAGUGGGUUCGCGAGGUUGGCGGGGGAUAGGGUUGAUUAUACAAGGUUGUAUGAGGUGCCGAAGAUGAGGUAUACAAGGGGUGGGGGGAGUUACGAGCAGGUUAGCGCGCAGGAAGAACAGGUUUAG
Molecule: messenger RNA, 2118 nt
Organism: Didymosphaeria variabile
Lineage: Eukaryota; Fungi; Ascomycota; Dothideomycetes; Pleosporales; Didymosphaeriaceae
Gene: AKR1
Product: palmitoyltransferase akr1
Exons: 6
Coding region: 1-2118 (705 amino acids)
Biological process (GO): protein palmitoylation
Cellular component (GO): Golgi membrane
Molecular function (GO): palmitoyltransferase activity; protein binding
Source: RefSeq, a predicted model, not a curated record